AUGAGCCAGGAGCUACCGCAUGGCUCGCUCGCACCUUCCUGCGUGUCGUCUGAACACAAAGGCAAAAUACUUCGUGGCAAGAGCCAUCGACGCGUGCUCCUGCCCGUCCGAGAAGCAACAGAAAAAGAGAAGGAGCGCUUCUUUCGCGUCGCCAAACCGACCACCCAAAGACAAAGUCUUCAGAACUUCCGUGUCUCAACUCUCACACCAUACCGCGAGCCGACACAAGCACCCACGAUGUCGAAUAGCCCUCUGCUCGACAUUAUCCUCCUCCCUGUCGUACACACGCCAUCCGAACGCAGUACUACAACGAGGCAAAUUCGUACAAUAGGAGCUGAAAGCCAAAGUUCAUACCAGUCUCCAGCAGCGACACAUGGACUAGAAAUGCAUGCUUUCUUGCACGAAAUGAAGUUCGUAGCUCGCUGGCCGACACUGGCCAGCCUCCCCAAGUUGUUUACUCACCCCUUUCUGCAUCAAGACAGCCUAGCUUUCUUUGGCCUGACCAUGGCCCUCGACAGGCACAUCUAA
Molecule: messenger RNA, 528 nt
Organism: Sporothrix schenckii 1099-18
Lineage: Eukaryota; Fungi; Ascomycota; Sordariomycetes; Ophiostomatales; Ophiostomataceae
Exons: 1
Coding region: 1-528 (175 amino acids)
Source: RefSeq, a predicted model, not a curated record